Molecule: messenger RNA, 1269 nt
Organism: Fulvia fulva
Lineage: Eukaryota; Fungi; Ascomycota; Dothideomycetes; Mycosphaerellales; Mycosphaerellaceae
Product: 3-ketoacyl-CoA thiolase, peroxisomal
Exons: 1
Coding region: 1-1269 (422 amino acids)
Biological process (GO): phenylacetate catabolic process; fatty acid beta-oxidation
Cellular component (GO): peroxisome
Molecular function (GO): acetyl-CoA C-acyltransferase activity
Source: RefSeq, a predicted model, not a curated record
AUGGCCAACCAAGCAGGAACCAACGCGGCCGCUCAGGCUCGCCUUUCCCAAGUGCAAGGCCAGCUAGGUCCAUCAGGCCGACCAGGUCUCCUCGAGAAACGCCCAGACGAUGUCGUAGUCACCUGCGCCCUCCGCACCCCAAUCACAAGAGGUGGAAAGGGCGGCUUCAAGGACACAGCCGGCGCAGACCUCCUGCACGGCGCCUUCACCAACCUGAUCCAGCGUUCUGGCAUCGACCCCAGGCUCGUCGAAGACAUCUCCGUCGGAUGUGUGCUCGCCCCCGGCGGCGGCGCUACAGAGUUCCGCGCAGCAGCAUUGGCAGCUGGAUUCCCCAACACCACCGGUGUCAAGAGCUUGAACCGACAAUGCAGCUCAGGGCUACAAGCAUGUGCCGAAAUCGCCAACGCCAUCAAGUCCGGCAUGAUCGACAUCGGCAUCGGCGCCGGGGUGGAAAGCAUGAGCACACAAUACGGCCCAGGCGCAGUAACGGAAUUCAGCGAGCUUCUUGAGAACCACAAGGAUGCCGCCGAGUGCAAGGUGCCCAUGGGCAAGCUCAGCGAGGACAUGGCGAAAGAGUACGGCAUCAGCAGAUCGGACCAGGACGAGUUUGCGGCUAGCAGCUACCAGAAAGCCAUCAAGGCACAGAAGGCAGGGCUCUUUGACCAGGAAAUUGCGCCUCUGAAGGUCAAGUGGGAGGAUCCCAAGACGGAGAAAGUCAGCGAAAUCACAGUCUCGCGGGACGAUGGUGUUCGCGAGGUGACGAAGGAGUCCCUGGGCAAGAUCCGCGCUGCGUUCGCCAAGGACGGCACAAUCCACGCUGGUAAUGCCUCGCAAGUGUCAGACGGCGCCGCAGCAGUGCUGCUCAUGAAGAGAAGCACAGCAGAGAAGCUCGGACAACAGAUCAUCGGCAAGUUCGUGCAAGCCUCAAUCGUCGGUGUGCCGCCGCUUCUGAUGGGUAUCGGACCAUGGAAAGCGAUCCCCGUCGCGCUGGAGAAGUCCGGCAUUACAAUCGAUGAUGUCGACAUCUUCGAGAUCAACGAAGCUUUCGCAUCGCAAUGUCUGUGGUGUGCCAAGGAGCUUAAGAUUCCGUCCGAGAAGAUCAACCCGAAGGGUGGUGCGAUUGCGUUUGGACACCCUCUUGGUUGCACUGGUGCGCGACAGGUUAGCACGUUGCUGUACGAGCUUAAGAGGACUGGCAAGCAGGUUGGCUUGACGAGCAUGUGUGUCGGUACAGGUAUGGGUAUGGCGGCGGUUUGGGUCGCUGAGUAG